CUUGAGUUCAAUUGUGUACCGUCUGUGUUGAAUGGACAAACACGUUGUUUUCAUUUUCCAUUGUCAUUUGUUGUUGUUUGUUUGUUUGUUUGCCGGUUAUUUUUGGAAAAUAAUUUGUUUGUUUCAAAGAAUUUGGAUCAUUUUUUUCAACUUUACAUCAUCAUCAUUUGUCCAUCAUAACAUUAUAAUCGAACAAAAAUGGCUGCUCCACAAAAACCAAAAAGUGAAAUGUCACAAGAAGAACUUCAAAAACUUGAAGAAGAAGAAUUCAAUACUGGUCCAUUAUCGGUAUUAACACAAUCGGUUAAAAAUAAUACUCAAGUAUUAAUUAAUUGUCGUAAUAAUCGUAAACUGCUUGGUCGUGUAAAAGCAUUUGAUCGUCAUUGUAAUAUGGUACUUGAAAAUGUAAAAGAAAUGUGGACCGAAGUUCCAAAAAGUGGUAAAGGUAAAAAGAAAGCUAAACCCGUUAGCAAAGAUCGUUUUAUAUCGAAAAUGUUUCUACGUGGUGAUAGUGUUAUACUUGUAUUGAAAAAUCCAUUGGCUACCGAAGCAAAACAUUGAUUGAUGUCAUCCAAGCAACAAAAAA
Molecule: messenger RNA, 586 nt
Organism: Dermatophagoides pteronyssinus (European house dust mite)
Lineage: Eukaryota; Metazoa; Arthropoda; Arachnida; Sarcoptiformes; Pyroglyphidae
Gene: SmD2
Product: small ribonucleoprotein particle protein SmD2
Biological process (GO): RNA splicing
Cellular component (GO): small nuclear ribonucleoprotein complex
Molecular function (GO): RNA binding
Source: RefSeq, a predicted model, not a curated record